AUGAAAGCGAUACGGUACUACGGCCCGAAAGACCUUCGCUUCGAACACAUUCCUGAGCCCGUAGUGGGUCCAGGACAAGUCAAGAUCAAGAUUGCUUGGUGUGGAAUAUGUGGAAGCGAUCUUCACAUGUAUGAAAGCAACAUCUUAGAUGGCCCACCAACCGCCACCGAGGCCCACCCCGUCACCGGCGAGAAGCUUCCCGUAGGCGUCGGCCACGAAUUCUCUGGUACCAUCGUCGAAUUGGGUCCUGGCGUCGAUACGUCCAAGUAUGCCGUUGGUCAGAAUGUGGCUGUUGAGCCAACCCUCGGUUGCAACACUCCUGGCUGCGCAUGCGCCACCACUCAGACUCGGAACCUGUGCCCAAAGUUUGCGGCCAUCGGAAUCUCUGGUGGUGGCGGUGGCCUCUCCGAGUACGUCGUGGCACCCCAAGCACUCGCACACGUACUACCGGCGAACGUCUCGCUGGAGGUCGGCGCCCUCGUCGAACCGCUCGCGGUCGCCUGGCGCGCAGUCAAAUUAUCGCAAGUCAAACCGGGGGACAAGGUCCUCAUACUCGGUGCCGGUCCGAUCGGCGUCUUCGUGCUGAAAGUGGCACAGAUAUUUGGCGCGACCUGGGUGGGCAUCUCGGGGUGCGGUUCGAAGCGCUGUGCUCUCGCGCGCAAGUACGGCGCAUCCGUGGUGUACGACGCCUCUACCGGGAUAGAUGUCGUCGCGGAAACGUUGAAGGCGACGGACGGCCGGGGAGUGGACGUCGUCGUGGACUGCGCCGGAAGCCAGAGCACGCUCGACACGGCACUGAAGGCGACGCGGGCCGGCGGGACGAUCAUGAACGUCGCGGGGUGGACGGAGCGACCCACGAUCGACAUGAACCUGAUGCUGAUGAAGGAGCUCGUUCUUGCCAACAGCAUUGCUUAUGCUGGGGACCACCCCGAGCUGAUCCAAGCCCUUGCGGAUGGCAAGUUCGACCUCGACGAUCUGGAGGCGUUGAUCACUCGUCGCGUGGGGCUGGAGGAGUAUCUUGAGAAAGGGCUCGGCGCCCUCCUACACGAGAAGGACCAGCACGUCAAGGUCUUGAUUCAUCCUUGAACCUUUGGGCUUCGGAGAAGGCUCGACUUAUCAGCCAGAGGCACGCUAGACACAAGCAGCUGUACGUUCC
This is a messenger RNA of Trametes versicolor FP-101664 SS1, 1156 nucleotides long. RefSeq names its product L-threonine 3-dehydrogenase. The record is from RefSeq and is a predicted model, not a curated record. Gene Ontology annotation, cellular component: cytoplasm. Gene Ontology annotation, biological process: butanediol biosynthetic process. The coding region runs from base 1 to 1086 and encodes 361 amino acids. The transcript is spliced from 12 exons. Gene Ontology annotation, molecular function: zinc ion binding; (R,R)-butanediol dehydrogenase activity. NCBI's taxonomy places the organism in Eukaryota, Fungi, Basidiomycota, Agaricomycetes, Polyporales, Polyporaceae.